AUGGUUAUUUCCGAUUUCGAUUUUACACUCUCGAGAUUUUCGGAUCCCAGUGGUCAAAGAUGCUCGUCUUGUUAUUGUGUUUUUGAUAAUGCUGUUGGUAGAAAUGAUCCAGAAUGGUGUAAAAAGGUGAGGAAAAUCCGGGUAUUUUUCUACAAAAAUUGCGUCAGCAAGCUCUGCUGGCCCAUUUUAAGUUAUCAAAAACCCCAUUGCUCUUACUAAAAACAAUAUUUUUCAUAGUUCGUCGAUCUUUACCACAAAUACGGACCAAUUGAACACGAUCAUUCAUUAACCAUCGAAGAAAAGGUUCCCUUUAUGGAACAAUGGUGGCAACAAUCACACGAACUUAUAAUUCAAGCAGGUUUCGACAAAAAAUCGAUCGAUGAAUACGUGGCAAAAUGCAAUAUUCAACUGAGAGACAAUGCUGAUAUUCUGAUGGCUGAAAUGACAAAAAACCGUGUGCCUUUUAUCAUUUUUUCCGCCGGCAUCGGCACAAUCAUCGAAAUGUAUUUGAAGCAUAAAUUCGGAAAAGUCGAGCAGAACACACACAUUGUUUCGAAUAUGAUGGGAUUCAAUGAGGCUGGACAAGUAACCUCGUUUUCCGAACCGCUGAUUCAUGUGUUCUGCAAGAAUUCGUCGGUGAUUCCGAAAGAUCAGACAUUUUCCGAGCAGAUUCAUGGACGACGAAAUGUGAUUUUGAUGGGUGACAGUGUUGGAGACGCUUUUAUGGAUGUUGGGGUCGAGGAGGAACAAUUAGCGUUGAAAAUUGGAUUUGUUAAUCAUGAUGUAAGUUUGCUUCUGGGGUCUUGACGCGAAAAUACGUGGAAAUUUUGCGCGGAGCAUUUUGACACCAAAAACGAUAUGUUUUUUUUACAGAUCGAUAAACUCGUCGACAAAUAUCUCAACUAUUUCGACAUUGUUCUCGUCGACGAUCAAUCAAUGGAUGUUCCGAAUCGGAUUCUCGACGCAAUUUACUCGAAAAACUUUUAA
Molecule: messenger RNA, 987 nt
Organism: Caenorhabditis angaria
Lineage: Eukaryota; Metazoa; Nematoda; Chromadorea; Rhabditida; Rhabditidae
Source: the annotation of a GenBank genome assembly